Molecule: messenger RNA, 667 nt
Organism: Equus quagga
Lineage: Eukaryota; Metazoa; Chordata; Mammalia; Perissodactyla; Equidae
Product: keratin-associated protein 13-1-like
Exons: 1
Coding region: 24-542 (172 amino acids)
Source: RefSeq, a predicted model, not a curated record
CUGAAUUCACCUCUCCGGUCAACAUGUCCUACAGUUGCUGCUCUGGAAAAUUCUCCUCCCGCUCCCUUGGGGGCUACCUGUGUUACCCACGCUUCUCCUGUGGCUCUUCCUACCCCAGCAACCUGGUCUACAGCACUGACUUCCGCUCUCCCAGAACCUGCCAGCUGGGCUCCUCUCUCUACAGUGGCUGCCAGGAGACCUGCUGGGAGCCCACAAGAUACCAGACCUCCUAUGUGGUGUCCAGCCCCUGCCAGAGGUCCUGCUACCGUCCAAGGAUCUCCACAGUCUGCAGUCCCUGCCGGUCAACUUAUGCCAGGUCUCAGGGUUCUGGGUCCAGCAGCUGCUGCUCUCUCGGCUAUGGAUCUAGAAGCUGCUACUCACUGGGCUGUGGAUCUCGUGGCUUCAGACCCCUGGGUUAUGGAGUCUGUGGCUUCCCUUCCCUGAGCUAUGGAUCCAGAUUCUGCUUUCCAACCCACUUUGCCUCCAGGAGCUGCCAAUCAUCAUGUUAUAGACCAAUCUGUGGAUCCAGCUACUAUCAAUAAACUUGCUGAGCAUUCAGAAAUUUUGAGCAAUAUGUCUAAUCUCCAAGCAGUGUCUACUCAUGAUCAGAUUCAGAGCCUUUCAUGAUCUUCGGGAAAAACUAUCUGAUCAGGUGCUCUUCAACAUC